Acanthaster planci (crown-of-thorns starfish) is the source of this 1831-nucleotide messenger RNA. It is a transcript of the gene lrrc72, whose product is annotated as leucine rich repeat containing 72. The record is from RefSeq and is a predicted model, not a curated record. Lineage: Eukaryota; Metazoa; Echinodermata; Asteroidea; Valvatida; Acanthasteridae.
UUCAAGGUGUUGAUAAGAGCUGGAAUUUAUUAUGAGCGCUUAUUUGAUGCAAAAAAAAAGCAACGACGGCAUUCUUAUUUUUUUUUAACGUAUUGGAUAUUUUUAUGAAUGUCUUUUCAUAAGCAGAUACAGGUAUGUCUUGGAAGUUUGGAUACAAAAAGUGAUUUCCAAGGGGCCAAUACAAAAUAUUUGACUCGAAAGGAGCCUACGGUUGUUAUGGCACUUCACACUACUUGCUGCGGUGUAAGGCCAACUGAGCUGAGUCUGAAGUGACUUCCGCGAAACGGGAAUGUUUGAAAAACAUUGAACCAGAGUGGAGAGGGAAGAACAGUUGUUGAUCGAUAGUUGCUCAGGAUCAGGAAAGAAAUUGACAUGGAUGCCGAAACAGGCACAACUACCCAGCUGAUAAAACUUGAGAUGGAUGCAAACGGCAUAAGGAAGGACUUAGACGUCACACAGAUCUACCUUGCCCAACGAAAUUUAGAAAAGGUUGAGAGUCUAGGAUGUUACAGGCAUUUGAAUGAACUGUGGUUGAAUGGAAAUAAACUACGUCAAGUAACAUGCCUGAGGGACAACUUUCAAAUUUCCCAUUUAUAUCUUCAGGAUAAUGAGCUUGUCUGCAUCAGCAAAGCCAUCAGUCAUUUGUCCUGCCUGAAGGUUCUCAUGCUACACAACAACCAGCUAACCAAACUGGGAGAAACGAUUAACGAGAUGAGAAACAUGCAAGCUCUUCAUACACUGAAUCUGUAUCACAACCCUCUAGCACAAGAAAAGGAAUACCGACUCUAUGUUAUCUUCAGAGUUCCUUCUCUCGAACUGCUCGACAGGAAAGAGGUUCAGCCCAGCGAACGAGCUAAAGCAUUUCGCCGCUAUAAACCCGACGAGCAAAGACAGUUGGACAGUGUGGCCUUUGGACGAAGAUGUAGAGUUCCAUCCAUACCUGUGGGUUCCAGCACGGAAAUGGAUCAACUUCCUGUCACGGCCCUCACGGAUUCUUUCUCGGGAUCAGAUGAUGAUUCUGAUCUGCCAAACAGGAUUGGAGAUGGUGAAUACGCUGACAACCAUUUGGCAGAGGGCCCUGUGAAGAGAUCAGUCAUGCAGUACUCUCAUUUUGAUUGGUCGAAAGUACCACGGGCAGAAGAAAGAAGACUGAACAGCACCUGCAAUGUGGCAGACAAGGCGCAGAUUAUUACAGUCCGAUUUAGGUAACCUUGUCAAAGUCGUGUUGGUCACAUUUUGUGUGAUGAGAUUGUGCAUGCUGCAAGAGGUGAAGAAACGAGGUGUUCACGAAUACACCAACACAAACUUGCUGUCAGAAGUUUGAUUUGAAAGAAGUCUUUGGGAGUUAAUUUGACACACUUAAUACCUGUUGUGUUUAAUUAAUUAAAUUUACUUUUGUUGUAUCCACACAAAUACGACAAUGAGUGAUCUCUGGUAUUUUACUGAACCAUGUGAUGAAUGCCCAUAUAGAAUUUUGAAUUCAAAGUGCUUAAUGCACAUACACAUAGUUUUAAUAGCAAAUUUUUAAGUUUUUAAGAUGUUGUCAUGAUUUUACAUACUUUGAACAUUUCAAAAUAUUAGAAAUGGAAUUUCGUCAUUAUAAAUAGACGGAGUAUUAGAUGUUACUCUCUAUUUUGAAAUGGCACUUGAUUGUUUUGGAAUUGCUUAUAUUUUAGCAUUAAUUGGAAAGGGAUCAAGAUAUAUUCAAAUUAAUCUCCAUACAUAAUAGACUAAAUUAGACAUUUGAGUUGAAAAAGCACAAUUUAAAUAAAAGCCUUCGAAGUUUGCCAACAAAAUGUUAAAUCAACAAAAUAAUCUUUUGAUUUCAUAC